GGAGGGGGCAGCCGAGCGGAGGGGGAGGCUGGCAGAAAUGCUAAUUCCUCCCUUUCGCUGUCGCCUCGGCAGCCCAGUGCCCGUACGGCCCCGCUCCGGCUCACAGCUCAGCCCGGAGAGGUGCGGGGGGACGGGUGGGGUCCCCCCGCCCCUCACCGUCGUGUCCGGGCUGGCGGAGGCUCCUCCGUGCCACAGGGACGGGGGUCGGGAGGAGGAUGCGGAGGGCCGGUAACGACGAGGAGAAGGGCUGCGUGUUGCUUAACGGCACUUAGGAGCGGGGGGAGAUGGCCCCUCUACUGGUCCUGUGGCUAGUGGCCCUGCUCGGCUUGGCCCGGGCGUGCCCCGAGCCCUGCGCUUGCGUGGACAAGUACGCGCACCAGUUCGCCGACUGCGCCUACAAGGACCUCCAAGUGGUGCCCACGGGUUUGCCUUCCAACGUGACCACCCUCAGCCUCUCGGCCAACAAGAUCACCUCACUGCAGCGGCGUUCCUUCGUGGAAGUGACCCAGGUCACCUCCCUCUGGUUGGCACACAACGAGAUCCGCUCCAUCGAGCCCGGUGCCUUCGCCAUCCUGGUGCAGCUGAAAAACCUCGACAUCAGCCACAACCAGAUCGUGGACUUCCCCUGGCAGGACCUCUACAACCUCAGCGCUCUCCAGCUGCUCAAGAUGAACAAUAACCACAUGGCUCUGGUACCUCAGGGGGCUUUCCACACCCUGAAGGACCUCCGGUCCCUCCGCAUCAACAACAACAAGUUCACCACCCUUGCUGAGGGGAUCUUUGACUCGCUCAGUUCCCUCUCCCACCUGCAGAUCUACAACAACCCCUUUGAGUGCUCCUGCAAGCUCCAGUGGUUGAAGAAGUGGAUGGACAGCACACUCAUCUCCAUCCCUGAGAAGGACUCCAUCACUUGUGCCCUCCCGGAGCAGCUCCAAGGAGUGCCGGUGGGGAAGAUCCCAGAUGUGCAGUGUGCCUCACCCACGGUGCAGCUCACCUAUUACCCCAACCUGGACACCACUGAGCUCUUUGAUGGCUUCACCCUGACACUGCACUGUGCCGUGACGGGCACCCCACUGCCCGAAGUGAGCUGGAAGAUCCGCACCUCCAGCCAAACCCUGGAGCUCAACGGGAACCCGAAUGAGACCGCUGGGAAGGACCAGUCCAAACGGGACCCUGAGCGCUUCUUGGUCUUCAAGAAUGGCACAUUGGUGAUUCCUCACCUGAGCAAGAGGGAAGAAGGCACCUACACCUGCCUGGCCUCCAAUGAAAUGGGGAGUAACCAGACCUCUGUCAACGUGGCUGUGGCGGGCACCCAGAAAUACCCACUGCAGCCCGGGAGGGACCCACUGGGGGGUAAAGCACAGCCAGGUGACAAGAAGCCUGGGGCCAAGGGAGCAAAGAAUAGCGUGCUCACACCAGAUGAGAGGAGCAAACCCCUUGAUCCCACUCGGCAGAGCCAACCAUCCUUGGCAGCUGGGACAGAGUCCACGGGAGACGGGCAAAUCCCUUUCCAGCUGCCACCCUUUGAGAAGAAGUGUGGCUCCACACAAACCAGCAAGUACAUCUCCAAUCACGCCUUCAACCAGAGCGGCGACUUCAAGCAGCACACGUUUGACCUGGGGGUGAUCGCUCUGGACGUGUCAGAGCGCGACGCCCGGGUGCAGCUCACACCCACCUACACGCAGCCCGAGAAAGUCCACCUCAGGAUGCUCUACCUGUGCCAGGAGAGCAGCAAGGGCCAUGCCUUGGUCCAGUGGUCCAAGAUUGAAGAAGGGGUGAACUCGUACUGGUUCCAGGGCUUGAACCCCGGCACCAACUAUUCCGUGUGCCUCACCUACCUCGGGGAGGACUGCCAGGUCCAAGUGGUCUUCACCACCAAAAAAGAGAUCCCCUCGCUCAUCAUCAUCGUGGUGGUGAGCAUCUUCUUGCUGGUGCUGGCCACCUUACCCCUGAUGGGGGCCACGUGGUGCCACCUCCUCUCCAAAUACCAAGGGAAGACCUACAAGCUCAUCAUGAAGGCCCAGAACCCAGACCAGAUGGAGAAGCACAUGGCCGCUGACUUUGACCCCCGUGUCUCCUACCUGGAGUCUGAGAAGAACUACAAUCCCAGCGAGGUAGGGGAGGCAGAGGUGGAGGAAGAAGAGGAGGAGGAGGAGGAUGAAGAAGGAGGCAGGUGGAGGAGGAGGAGAGAAGCCGAAGGGGCUCCGGAGCUGGAGCGAGAGGAGAGCGUGGCAGCCAGCUCCAUGGCGGAGUCACAAUCCAAAGCCAACGGCGAGGAGUUUGAGGUGCGCUCUGAGUACAGCGACAAGCUGCCGCUGGGUGCCGAGGCUGUCACCAUCUCCCAGGAGAUCAACGGCAACUACCGGCAGCGGCCCCGCUGAGCCUCCCCACACCCCCUCCACCCCCACCUCGGCCCCACCUCCUCCCCGGUCCCCAACCCCCGUUCUUCGCGGGGCAUCGCUGCUGCUUUUACUCCGAGGAAAGACGGAAGUAUCCUCAGCGAUGCCUGACCCUCCUCCUCCUCCUCAGACGGCAGGACCCCGGGGAUGCUCAGUGCCGGCGGGACGCGCUUCCUACGAUUUCGUUUCCAUUUUGGGUACCGGCAGUCCUUGCUCCCGGCUUAGCGACAACAACGAUUCCCGGUCCCCUGGCUGCCUCUGCCCUCUGUUCGCCCCAUAUUUUCUUUCCCCUUAAAGGAAAAAAACGAAAAAAAAAAAAAAAAAGAUGAAAAACGGGUCAAAGAAAAAAACCCGACUUCCCAAAACCUUUUUUCCUGGAAUUGGUUCAGUCCCCGGUGGGUCCCCUCCGCUCCUCGGUCCGGUCCUGCCGCUCCCUCGGUCCCCGGUGAGUCCCCUCUGCUCCCCGGUCCGCUCCUGCCG
Messenger RNA from Lepidothrix coronata (blue-crowned manakin), 2879 nucleotides. It is a transcript of the gene ISLR2, whose product is annotated as immunoglobulin superfamily containing leucine rich repeat 2. The record is from RefSeq and is a predicted model, not a curated record. NCBI's taxonomy places the organism in Eukaryota, Metazoa, Chordata, Aves, Passeriformes, Pipridae. Bases 285 to 2381 code for a protein of 698 amino acids. The transcript has 2 exons. Gene Ontology annotation, molecular function: protein binding.